Molecule: messenger RNA, 897 nt
Organism: Condylura cristata (star-nosed mole)
Lineage: Eukaryota; Metazoa; Chordata; Mammalia; Eulipotyphla; Talpidae
Product: taste receptor type 2 member 7-like
Biological process (GO): sensory perception of taste; G protein-coupled receptor signaling pathway; detection of chemical stimulus involved in sensory perception of bitter taste
Cellular component (GO): membrane
Molecular function (GO): G protein-coupled receptor activity; bitter taste receptor activity
Source: RefSeq, a predicted model, not a curated record
AUGAUUUCUUCCUUAUCAGGUAUUCCUCAUGUUAUUCUUACAGUAGAAUUUAUCACCGGCAUUACAGUAAAUGGAUUUCUUAUAAUCAUCAACUGUAAAGAAUUGAUCAAAAGCAGAAGGCUAAUGCCAAUACAACUCCUUUUCAUAUGUAUAGGAUUGUCUAGAUUUGCUCUGCAGAUGGUGUUAAUGAUACAGAGUUUUUGCUCUGUGUUCUUUCCACUCUUUUAUCGAGUGAAAAUUUAUGGUUCAACAAUGAUGUUCCUUUGGAUAUUUUUUAGCUCUGUCAGUCUCUGGUUUGCCACCUGCCUAUCCGUGUUUUACUGUUUCAAGAUAGCACACUUCUCUCAGAACUACUUUCUUUGGCUGAAAUACAGGAUAUCAAAGCUGAUGCCUUGGCUGCUUCUGAAAAGCCUGCUGACCUCCAUGGGCACUGCCGCUCUGUGUAUCAUGGUAGAUUACCCUAAAAACGUGGAUGAUGAUGUUCUCAGGAAUGCUACUCGAAGAGGGACUAAAUUCAAGCAAAUUAAUGAAGUACUUUUUGUCAACGUGACAUUAAUAUUUCCUUUAGCCAUAUUUGUGAUAUGCACUUUUAUGUUACUCAUUUCUCUCUACAAGCACACUCACCGGAUGCAGAACGGAUCUCAUGGUUUCAGAAAUGCUAGCACAAAAGCCCAUAUAAAUGCAUUAAGGACAGUGAUAACAUUCUUUUUCUUUAUUUCUUAUUUUGCUGUUUUCAUGGUGAAUAUAACAUUCAGCAUCCCUUACAGAAGUCAGCGUUUCUUUGUGAUGAAAGAUAUAAUGGCUGCUUACCCCUCUUUUCAUUCAGUAGUAAUAAUCUUGAGUAAUCCUAAAUUACAACAAUCAUUCAGGAGACUUUGCUGCCUAAAAAGGAACUGA